This is a messenger RNA of Scophthalmus maximus (turbot), 4246 nucleotides long. RefSeq names its product actinin alpha 3b (gene actn3b). Gene Ontology annotation, molecular function: calcium ion binding; actin filament binding. Bases 179 to 2875 code for a protein of 898 amino acids. The record is from RefSeq and is a predicted model, not a curated record. Gene Ontology annotation, biological process: actin cytoskeleton organization; muscle cell development. The transcript has 21 exons. NCBI's taxonomy places the organism in Eukaryota, Metazoa, Chordata, Actinopteri, Pleuronectiformes, Scophthalmidae. Gene Ontology annotation, cellular component: cell projection; Z disc; cell junction.
CACUCUUGACCAGGAAAGGAGCACCCGGCCAGCAGGGUCUUCUGCUAGUGGGAGCACCACGUCCGCACAGGCACCUCGCAUCAGUGGCGUCUGGUCUCUGCAGCCCCGCGAACUUACUUUUUUUUUUCCCCUCACAGUCGAGGGGGACGCGAGCGGUCCUGUGACAGAAGGCGGCACGAUGACGGCUGUCGAAACCCAGAUGACGUACAGCAGCAACUCGUACACGAUCACCCAGGAAGAGAGGUACAUGACCCAGGAGGACGACUGGGACAGGGACCUGCUGCUGGACCCCGCCUGGGAGAAGCAGCAGAGGAAGACCUUCACAGCUUGGUGCAACUCCCACUUGAGGAAGGCCGGCACACAGAUCGAGAACAUUGAAGAGGAUUUCAGAAAUGGCCUCAAACUCAUGCUGCUGCUGGAGGUCAUAUCAGGCGAGAGGCUGCCCAAACCCGACAAAGGCAAGAUGCGUUUCCACAAGAUCGCCAACGUGAACAAAGCCCUGGACUACAUCUGCAGCAAGGGCGUCAAGCUGGUGUCCAUCGGUGCCGAGGAGAUCGUGGACGGUAAUGUGAAGAUGACCCUCGGUAUGAUCUGGACCAUCAUCCUGCGCUUCGCCAUCCAGGACAUCUCCGUGGAGGAGACCUCUGCCAAGGAGGGUCUGCUGCUGUGGUGCCAGAGGAAGACUGCCCCCUACAGGAACGUCAACGUGCAGAACUUCCACAUCAGUUGGAAGGACGGCCUGGCUCUGUGCGCCCUCAUCCACAGACACAGGCCCGACCUCAUCGACUACUCCAAGCUGAGAAAGGACGACCCCAUCGGCAACCUGAACACUGCCUUCGAGGUGGCCGAGAAGUUCCUGGACAUCCCCAAGAUGCUCGACGCUGAAGAUAUUGUGAACACACCCAAACCCGACGAGAAGGCCAUCAUGACCUAUGUGUCCUGCUUCUACCACGCCUUCGCCGGUGCUGAGCAGGCCGAGACCGCCGCCAACCGCAUCUGCAAGGUGCUGGCCGUCAACCAGGAGAACGAGAAGCUGAUGGAGGAGUACGAGAAGCUGGCCAGCGAGCUGCUGGAGUGGAUCCGCCGCACCACCCCGUGGCUGGAGAACCGCGCGGCCGAGCAGACCAUGCGCGCCAUGCAGCAGAAGCUGGAGGACUUCCGCGACUACCGCCGCAUCCACAAGCCGCCGCGCGUGCAGGAGAAGUGCCAGCUGGAGAUCAACUUCAACACCCUGCAGACCAAGCUGCGGCUCAGCAACAGGCCCGCCUUCAUGCCCUCCGAGGGCAAGAUGGUGUCGGAUAUCGCCAACGCCUGGAAGGGUCUGGAGCAGGUGGAGAAGGGCUACGAGGAGUGGCUGCUGACGGAGAUCCGCCGCCUGGAGAGACUCGACCACCUGGCGGAGAAGUUCAAGCAGAAGUGCUCGAUGCACGAGUCCUGGACCGGAGGCAAGGAGGAGCUGCUGUCGCAGAAGGACUACGAGUCGGCCUCUCUGAUGGAGAUCAGGGCCCUCAUGAGGAAGCACGAGGCCUUCGAGAGCGACCUCGCCGCGCACCAGGACCGAGUGGAGCAGAUCGCCGCCAUCGCCCAGGAGCUGAAUGAGCUGGACUACCACGAUGCCGCCACAGUCAACGCCCGCUGCCAGGGCAUCUGUGACCAGUGGGACAACCUGGGCACCCUCACCCAGAAGAGGAGGGACGCUCUGGAGCGCGUGGAGAAACUGUGGGAGACGAUCGACCAGCUGUACCUGGAGUUCGCCAAGAGGGCGGCGCCCUUCAACAACUGGAUGGACGGCGCCAUGGAGGACCUGCAGGACAUGUUCAUCGUCCACAGCAUCGAGGAGAUCCAGAGUCUGAUCACCGCCCACGACCAGUUCAAGGCGACGCUGCCCGAGGCCGACAAGGAGCGCAUGGCCACCAUGGGCAUCCACAACGAGAUCCUGAAGAUCGCCCAGACCUACGGCAUCAAGCUGUCCGGCAUCAACCCGUACACCAACCUCAGCCCCCAGGACAUCAGCAACAAGUGGGACGCCGUGAAGCACCUGGUGCCCCUCAGAGACCAAAUGCUCCAGGAGGAGGUGGCCAGGCAGCAGGCCAACGAGAGACUGAGGCGCCAGUUCGCCGCGCAGGCCAACAUCAUCGGACCCUGGAUUCAAACCAAGAUGGAGGAGAUCAGCCACGUGUCGGUGGACAUCGCCGGAUCCCUGGAGGAACAGAUGAACAGCCUGAAGCAGUACGAGCACAACAUCAUCAACUACAAAUCCAACAUCGACAAGCUGGAGGGCGACCACCAGCUCAGCCAGGAGUCCCUCAUCUUCGACAACAAGCACACCAACUACACCAUGGAGCACAUCCGCGUGGGCUGGGAGCAGCUGCUCACCACCAUCGCCAGAACCAUCAACGAGGUGGAGAACCAGAUCCUGACCCGCGACGCCAAGGGCAUCAGCCAGGAGCAGCUCAACGAGUUCAGGGCCUCCUUCAACCACUUCGACAGGAAGAGAAACGGCAUGAUGGACCCAGACGACUUCCGCGCCUGCCUCAUCUCCAUGGGUUACGAUCUGGGUGAGGUGGAGUUUGCCCGCAUCAUGACCCUGGUGGACCCCAACAACACGGGCGUGGUGACCUUCCAGGCCUUCAUCGACUUCAUGACCCGCGAGACCGCCGAGACAGACACCGCGGAGCAGGUCAUGGCCUCCUUCAAGAUCCUGGCCUCAGACAAGAAUUACAUCACGGUGGACGAGCUGCGCAGGGAGCUGCCCCCCGAGCAGGCCGAGUACUGCAUCAGCCGCAUGACCAGGUACAUCGGAUCCGACGGCGCCACCGGCGCCCUGGACUACAUCUCCUUCUCCAGCGCCCUCUACGGGGAGAGCGACUUAUAAAAACACAGUGGCUUUUCUCUUCACCCCUCCUCUCGUCCCCCUCCCUCCCCCCCCCCCUUUAAUUUUUUGUUUUCUCCUGUUCGGAGAGAGAGAGAGAGAUUGUGAAAACCCUUCCACUGUCCUCCCACAUGCUUUGUUCUUUUCCUCUUUUCAAAUCUUAAAACCCUCACCCCCUUUUAUUUCCUCCUCCUCUUCUAAACGCUGCCCAGAGAGGGUGAGAGUAGAAGACUCUGCUCAAAUCUGGACUCUCCCUCUUUUUCGAGUAUCUUUAAAAAAAAACACUCGCGUGCCGGGUAUUGCACUGAUCAUAUAUAUAUAUAUAUAUAUAUAUAUAUGACAUACCUGCCUUUAGGAGACGUUAAAACAGAAGGUGGUGACGAGGGAGAACGAGAAAAAAAUCUGUGUGUAUUGAGCAAAGCCUCCUGCUCUCCGCCCUCUCGCUCAGGUGACCUUUUCUUUCUUUUCUUUUUUUUUUUUGUAGAAGGGUUAUUAAAGAAGAAAACGUGAUAAAGAAGCUGGUUGGUCAGUUGGCUCGGUUGGUUGCUUGUGUAUUUGUGCAGAUGCAUGCUUAUGUUGAAGUUUAGAAAAAUGCCGUCUUUGUGAGACUGUUAACGUUUCAGUCGGAGGAGGAAAGAGAGAAAACAUCAGUCCAGCACUGAAACAUCUCUCUGAGAAAAAAAAAAAAAGAAAACCAGAAGACAACAGUGAAACCCGAAUGUUUGCAAAGAUCAAAAUUGAACCCCCCCCGGAGAUCUCAGGGAGCACAGGAGCAAAACAAUGGAUGAACGAAAGAAUCCAAACUUUUGAAGCGCUGAGCAAUAGAACAGGAAGUGACAGAGAGCAACUCGAAGCAAAGCACUGUGGGUAAAUAUAGACGAAGGAGAGAGAGAGAGAGUGGCGCGGCCGGGGUGGGGACUCGAGAAGGACGAGACAGAACGAUCCCACACACCUCUCUCCUCUCUCUCCAAACUCCUCGGGUGCGUUUCAGCUGAAUUAAAAGAUGGACGCGUUCCCACGGAGGAGGAGGAGGAGGAGGAGGAGGAGGGACGCGGAGCGAGAGAGGUGUCGAGCAGCGAGAGACGACAGGGCGUCAGGAAGGGAAGUUGUGGUCUAAAUAAAAGAACUAAAAACCCAGAGGAACCGAUACUGUAACGUGGGACCACACGGUCCCAUUUCUUUAAUUUUCAUUCAAGACGGGUCAGCCCAUGAGAACCAGUGCGAGUUGACUCAUAAUUCAUUGAUUUUCAUCCGUGCUCCUUUCUCCUCCUCAACUCAUUGUGUCCGUCACGAAAAAAAACAACUCACUUUCACACAGUUUUAAAACUUUACACACUACAACUUGGAAUAAAAAAGGACAAUUAUAUUACUAAA